Manduca sexta (tobacco hornworm) is the source of this 4847-nucleotide messenger RNA. It is a transcript of the gene Top2, whose product is annotated as DNA topoisomerase 2. Gene Ontology annotation, molecular function: ATP binding; DNA binding; DNA topoisomerase type II (double strand cut, ATP-hydrolyzing) activity. Lineage: Eukaryota; Metazoa; Arthropoda; Insecta; Lepidoptera; Sphingidae. The record is from RefSeq and is a predicted model, not a curated record. The coding region runs from base 203 to 4831 and encodes 1542 amino acids. Gene Ontology annotation, cellular component: nucleus. The transcript has 18 exons. Gene Ontology annotation, biological process: resolution of meiotic recombination intermediates; sister chromatid segregation; DNA topological change.
UGAAUAAAAAGUAAAAAAAACAAGCUUGUCUAUGACAAAUCUGGCGUCUCCGUUGUUUCGUUGAGAUCGUGUAAUUGUAAUUUACAAGGUGUAAAAAUGUUGUUUUGUAAAAGCCAUUACAACUAAUGCAUGCUUAGUAUUGUUUCAAAGAUAUAUUGUGCGUUGCGUUGAUCGCAAUCGUUCUAUAAGCACAACCAUCAAGAUGGCUGAUAUAAAGUCAAUGUUUAACAAAAUGAAUAGUGCCACGACAAACGGCACGGCGGACGGUGCACCGCACGCCAAAGGGCAGAAAGGCUCUAUAGAGAAGAUAUAUCAGAAGAAGUCCCAGUUAGAGCACAUCCUCCUGCGUCCGGACACAUACAUCGGUUCCGUUGAGCGGGCCACUGAGACUAUGUGGGUGUAUGACAAGGCUAAGGAGUGUAUGGUGCAACGGGAAUUGACUUUUGUGCCAGGUUUAUACAAGAUAUAUGACGAAAUUUUAGUAAACGCGGCUGACAAUAAACAGAGAGACCCCAAAAUGGACGUAAUUAAAAUUGACAUAAAUCAAGAACAAAACACAAUAUCUGUGUAUAACAAUGGAUGCGGAAUCCCAGUGGUAAUGCACAAAGAAGAGAAAAUGUUUGUCCCAACUAUGAUCUUUGGGCAUCUGCUUACAUCAUCCAACUACAAUGAUGAAGAAGAGAAAGUGACAGGAGGUAGGAAUGGAUAUGGUGCUAAGCUUUGCAACAUUUUCUCAACAAAAUUUACAGUGGAGACUGCAUCAAAGCAGUAUAAGAAACAUUUUAAGCAGACAUGGGGCUCCAACAUGACGAAAGCUUCCGACCCUAAGGUCAAGGAGGCCGGCAAAGAUGAUGAUUUUACUAAAGUGACAUUCAGCCCAGACUUAGCUAAGUUUAAGAUGGAGAAACUCGAAGACGACAUCGUUGCUCUGAUGUCGCGACGAGCGUACGACGUCGCCGCGUCCUCUCACGGCGUCAAAGUUUACCUGAACGGUGAAAGACUUAAAAUAAAUAAGUUUAAAGACUAUGUAGAUCUAUACAUAAAAGGCAAGGAGGACGAAAACGGACAGCCGUUGAAAGUUGUUUACGAGAAAGUAAACGACCGCUGGGAGGUCGCACUCACUCUCUCUGACAGGGGAUUCCAACAAGUAUCAUUCGUUAACUCAAUCGCGACCACUAAAGGUGGUAAACACGUCGACACUGUCUGUGACGGUGUUGUUAAGAAUGUCCUCGAAGUGUUAAAGAAGAAAAAUAAAGGAGGUGUUAACAUUAAACCUUUCCAAGUGAAAAAUCACAUGUGGUUGUUCAUCAACUGCUUGAUCGUAAACCCAACCUUUGACUCGCAGACUAAAGAAAACAUGACACUCCAAGCAAAGAGCUUUGGUUCGAAAUGCAAUUUCUCUGAGAAAUUUAUAACGGCCGUCACUAAAUCGGGCCUUGUCGAGUCUGUAUUAACUUGGGCUAAAUUUAAAGCACAAACUGAGCUGGUGAAGGCGUCAGGUAAGAAACAGAGUAAGUUGAAAGGUAUACCGAAGUUGGAAGAUGCGAACGACGCGGGAACAAAGAACGCGCAUCUCUGUACGUUAAUUCUCACUGAGGGAGACUCGGCUAAAACAUUGGCUGUGUCAGGCCUUAGUGUAGUAGGGAGGGACCACUACGGCGUUUUCCCGCUGAAGGGUAAGCCUUUGAACGUGCGAGACGCAUCACACAAGCAAGUGUUGGAAAAUGUGGAAAUCAACAAUCUGAUCAAAAUUCUCGGUCUGCAGUACAAAAAGAAGUACAAUUCCGUGGACGAUUUAAAAACACUGCGAUACGGUAAAGUGAUGAUAAUGGCUGAUCAGGAUCAAGAUGGAUCCCACAUAAAAGGUUUGAUUAUUAAUUUCAUACAUCACAACUGGCCCGAGUUGCUCAAGUUGCCAUUCUUAGAAGAGUUCAUUACUCCCAUCGUGAAGGCAACAAAGAAAGACAAGGAGAUAUCUUUCUACUCAUUACCAGAAUUUGAGGAGUGGAAGAGGGAUACGGACAACCAUCAUACAUACAAUAUCAAAUACUACAAAGGUUUGGGUACCUCCACAUCUAAGGAGGCUAAAGAAUACUUUCAGAACAUGGAGAGGCACAGAAUCAAGUUCAAGUAUGGAGGUCCUACAGAUGACCAUCACAUCGAGCUGGCUUUCUCGAAGAAGGGUGCGGACCAACGUAAGGAAUGGCUGACGAACCACAUGGAUGAAGUGAAAAGGCGGAAGGAGAUCGGUCUGCCGGAGAGAUAUUUGUAUACAAAAGAAACAAAAACCGUUUCGUAUUCAGAUUUCGUUAAUUUAGAGCUGGUUCUCUUCUCGAACGGCGAUAAUGUUAGGUCGAUUCCGUCGAUGAUAGACGGUUUGAAGCCUGGCCAGCGUAAGGUGAUCUUCACGUGCAUAAAGCGUAAUGACAAGCGGGAGGUCAAAGUGGCGCAACUGGCUGGUUCCGUCGCUGAACAUUCCGCUUACCAUCACGGUGAACAGUCGCUAGCGAUGACGAUCGUGAACUUGGCGCAAAACUACGUGGGCUCCAACAACAUCAACCUGCUAGAGCCGCGGGGCCAGUUCGGUACUCGACUCAACGGCGGCAAGGACUCUGCCAGCCCCCGUUACAUCUUCACGCUCAUGUCGCCGCUCACCAGGCUCGUGUUCCACCCACACGACGACCCGCUGCUUGUGCACGAGUUUGAAGACAAUCAAAAGAUCGAGCCGGUUUACUACCUGCCCAUCAUACCGAUGGUGUUGGUGAACGGCGCCGAGGGCAUCGGCACGGGCUGGUCCACGAAGCUGCCCAACUACAACCCCAGGGAUAUCGUCGCGAACAUCCGGCGUAUGUUGGACGGCGACGAGCCUAAACCGAUGCACCCUUGGUACAAGAACUUCCGCGGCACAAUAGAAGGCUUCGGCGACAAAUACGUGAUAUCCGGCGAGGCGGCCAUAUUGCCCGGCGAGAAGAUCGAGAUCACAGAGCUUCCGGUCGGCACGUGGACGCAGAACUACAAAGAGAACGUUCUAGAACCGAUGCUCGGCACUGAUAAGGUGAAACCGCUGAUAUCGGAAUAUAGGGAAUACAACACAGACACAACUGUCCGUUUCGUGGUGUCCUUACUGCCUGGCAAGCUGGCGGAAGUGGAAGCGGAGGGCAUCCACAAAGUGUUUAAACUGCAGACCACCAUAUCCAUGACUUGCAUGAAUGCUUUCGACCACAACUGCUGCCUUAAGAAAUACGACAAAGUAGAAGAGAUCCUCCGCGACUUCUACGAGCUGCGCAUCAGAUACUACGCGCGGCGCAAGGAGUACCUCGAGGGCCAGCUGCAGGCCGAGGCGGACAAGUUGUCCAACCAGGCGCGGUUCAUACUCGAGAAGUGCGACAAGGGACUCGUCGUCGAGAACAAGAAGAGGAAGGCCAUGGUCGAGGAGCUCAUCAAGAGAGGAUACGCGCCGGAUCCCAUAGCGGACUGGAAGAAACGCGCGAGUAAGAUGCAAGGCCUCACCGCGCUGGAGGAAGAUGACGCUCAGGAGUCUGAGGAGGAACUCGAGGAGCCCGAUUCCAAGGGAAAGCCUGUGGAUCCUGAGAAAGCGUUCCAGCAGUUGAAGGAAGUGAAGAAGUUCAACUAUCUGCUGGGCAUGUCGAUGUGGAUGCUCACCAAGGAGAAGAAGGACGAGUUGCUCAAGCAGCGGGACCAGAAACUCGCAGAGCUCACCACACUCAAACAAAAGACUCCAUCGAUUCUAUGGCGGGAGGACCUCGAUGCUUUCCUGAUCAAACUAGAAGAAGUCGAAGAGAAGGAGCGUCAGGAAGAACUCAGCGUCAACAAAAAGAGCUCUAAAGCUAUGGCAGCGAACAAAAAGAACCGCAAGUCACUGUUCGACAUCAUUCCAUCUGAUAACGGGCGACGCGUCGAGCCGAAGAUAUCCGAUGAUCUCAUCAAGAGGAUCCAGGCGGCGGAGAAGGCCAAGACCAGGAAAGAGAUCAAGAAGGAGUAUGAUCCGGACGAUCCGACUGGCAUUAGUCCGUCCAGUGGCGAAAAGAAACCCAGAGGUCGUGUCAAGAAAGAGAAAGCGGAGAAACCGGAAAAACCCGAUAAACCCGAAAAGCCAGACAAGGCCGACAAGGAUGGUCUCAAACAGACCAAACUCACAUUCAAAAAGGAACCCAAGAAGAAGAAGAACUUCAGUGAGAGCAGUUCGGGCGAGAUGUCGGGCUCCGACGCGGAGGUGCAGGCCCCCGCGCCGAGGGAGAGGACCAACGCCAGGAGGGCUGCCACUAAGGUGCAAAAGUACAAAGACGGCUCUGAGGAAUCAGAAUCGGAUUCAGAAUUGGAGUUGUUGGACAACAAGGUGGAAUCUGAGACGGAAGCACCGCGAGCGUUGUCCGUCAGCGACGAUGAUGACGACUUCAACGUCAAGAAGAACCACGACAAGAAACCCGCCGAGAUGGACUCGGACUGCCUAUUUGACUCGCUAAUAGAGGACACGAAGAAAGAGGAGCAAGAGAGGGCCAAGGCGGAUUUGAACUCUCACUCCGUGGUGCUGUCGAGCGACGACGAUCUUCCUCCCGUUGAGCCAUCGCCGCCAAAGAAGAAGCCCACGGCUAAGAGGAAACUUAUGAACGUCGACAAGGAAGAAAAGAAACCGAAGAAACGGCCCGCCAAAGUGAUGCUUGAUAAUGGAAGCGAUGAUGAUGAUAGCAUAUUUGACAGCAAAAAGACAAAAUCGAGAAAAAAGCCGGCCAAUCCUAAGAAGAAGGCGAAGAAGUUGUCGAGCGAUUCAGAAUCGGAAUUCAACAUCAGUGACGGUUCCGCGAGCGAUUAGAUGUUAAUGGAGUAUU